Molecule: messenger RNA, 876 nt
Organism: Letharia lupina
Lineage: Eukaryota; Fungi; Ascomycota; Lecanoromycetes; Lecanorales; Parmeliaceae
Exons: 1
Coding region: 1-876 (291 amino acids)
Molecular function (GO): nickel cation binding
Source: RefSeq, a predicted model, not a curated record
AUGAGCAGCAUUACAGACGAGAAAACCGUCACAGAAGAAAUCGCUCGUCUAGAGAUCCAACCCACCGCUGCCCGUGCCCAAUUGAACCAUUCCCCUCCACCUCCGCCCGCCUCGGACAGUCACCCCGCUUUUCCUCCCAAUGGUCUACCGUCCCACGCUCUUCUUCUUCUCUCCGACUCCGCCCUCCCUUUAGGCUCUUUUGCAUUCUCCAAUGGCUUGGAGUCCUACCUCGCACAUCACCCUUUUCCUGCCAAUCCGAAAGCUGCAUCAGAAGCUUUCUCCCAUUUCCUCACGCUAGCACUUACAACUCUUGCUACAACCACGCUUCCCUAUCUUUUGGCUGCCCAUAGAUCUCCCAAGCAGCUCCCAGAGUUGGACGCUACUCUCGACGCAUGCACUUUAUGCCCUGUGGCCAGGAGAGCAAGUGUGGCGCAAGGGAAGGCGUUGCUCACGCUCUGGGAAAGGGCAUUGAGGACAGGAGCGGGAGACUCGCCCGCUGCAUUGGCCCUGGCGCAGUUCUCGCUGGAAAUGAGAAAGACACCGUUACACUGCGACAAUGACGAUGAGCUCAGCGGACACUUCGCUCCGAUCUGGGCAGCGGUGACUUGUGCAAUGGGCAUCACGCUGCAUGAAUCCACAUAUACUUUCCUGUUCAACCACGCGAAGGCAGUGGUGAGUGCGGCAGUCAGGGCGAGUGUCAUGGGGCCGUAUGCCGCGCAGGGGGUGCUGGCAAGUGGAUGGUUAAGGGGGCAGAUUGAAGAUCUGAUGGCCAAGAAUUGGGACGUGGGUAUUGACGAUGCAGCGCAAGGGGUGCCGAUGUGUGAUUUGUGGCUUGGCAGGCAUGAGCUGCUGUAUUCGAGGAUAUUCAAUUCAUGA